AUGAAAUCACUUAUAAUAGAUGUAGAAAAUAUCAAAGAAAGUAAAUUUGGACAGGAAACCGUUGUUAUUAGGGAUGUUCAAGAUCAAGGUCACCAGUGUGACCAUAGAUUCCCUUUCUCUGUCGUCCAAGCACGGCCCCACCCAUAUGUGGACAACUAUAUAAAGCUCAGACACAGCAGCUGUAUUAUCAUAUACGUUCUGACUUCUCACAAUGAUCUCAAAGACCGCCGUCGUGUUGUGGCUGUCGCUGUAGCUACUCCCUCACAGCCCACGUAUGGCUAUACCCCGGAACCCACAUAUGAGGAACCUGCCAAGUACGACUUCAACUACGCUGUAAAGGACGACUACUCCGGCAACGACUUCGGCCACCAGGAAGCUCGUGAUGGGUACAACACCCAAGGUUCCUACUACGUCCUCCUUCCCGACGGUCGUCUGCAGAAGGUGACCUACACUGUUAACGGCGACUCUGGCUACGUGGCUGAGGUCAGCUACGAGGGUGAGGCCAGCACUCCGAGUACAAACCUGCUCCUACCUACAAGCCUACCCUGCUUACAAGCCUGCUGCUGA
Messenger RNA from Penaeus vannamei (Pacific white shrimp), 567 nucleotides. Lineage: Eukaryota; Metazoa; Arthropoda; Malacostraca; Decapoda; Penaeidae. The record is from RefSeq and is a predicted model, not a curated record.